Messenger RNA from Microbotryum saponariae, 3096 nucleotides. The record is from the annotation of a GenBank genome assembly. Lineage: Eukaryota; Fungi; Basidiomycota; Microbotryomycetes; Microbotryales; Microbotryaceae.
AUGGCGUCGCGUGGUCCCGCCCCCCGUACAGGACCGAAUGCCCGAGCAAGAGGAGAGAAUGCCGAACUGCGAGCGGAUCUCAACUCGCAGUACCGUGAUCCUCGCAAGGAGGCGAUCAAGCGCGUGAUUGCGAGCAUGACCGGUCAGUUACCGUUUGCGGGGGAGGGGGGGCCGAGCCGGGAUCAUGGGUGACCGGCUGACGAUGAUUCUUCUCCUCGUGUUGGGUACAGUCGGGAAAGACGUAUCGGGUACGUGGCAGCUCAUGGUGCCGUAGCGCAGUGCGCAGUGGGGCAUGGCUCGUGGACACCGACGCCGACCCACGCUCGCGACUGCACGCGUGUCACUUGCCUCGGCCGGCCAGCUGCUUCUGCUUCCCCGACCUCACACCGCGCAGACGAACCACCGCACUGACCACGGCUUGUCCCUGCCUACAGCCCUCUUUCCCGAUGUGCUCAAGAACAUGCAAACCGAAGAGUGUGUCUGGCCAUCCUAGUAUGACGACGGCAACAGCGACCGCCAGCGCUGACCCUCUGCGACAUUCCUACUGCACAGUCUCGAACAAAAAAAGCUCGUCUACCUCUACCUCAUGAACUAUGCCAAAACGCAACCGGAACUCGUCAUUCUUGCCGUCAACACGUUCGUAAAGGUGCGCCAGUCGUCGUGCUUCGACCUCGGUCGCCCCCCACCCACCCCUGCUCACCUACUCGGCUUGCUUUGUACAGGACACCGAUGACCCGAACCCGUUGAUUCGGGCUCUUGCCAUCCGUACGAUGGGCUGCCUCCGCGCCGACAAAAUCCUCGAUUACGUCUGCGACCCCUUGCGCAAGUGCCUGCGCGACGAAAACCCUUACGUUCGCAAGACGGCAGCGAUCGGCGUCGUCAAGCUGUACGAUCUCAAGCCGAGUUUGUGCAUCGACAACGGUUUCAUCACCCAACUGCAGGAGAUGGUCACGGACUCGAACCCGAUGGUGAGUGGUUCUAAGCUUUGGGGUUACGCAUACGUGGAAGAGAGGCUGAUGCCGUCAUCCCUACCCCGCCCAGGUCGUUGCGAACGCCGUGCUGGCCCUGACCGAGAUCCAAGAGUCGGCCGAAGACGACUCGAUCUUUGUGCUCGACUCGACGACCUUGUCCCGUUUGCUGAUUGCGCUCGGAGAAUGCACCGAGUGGGGCCGGAUAGCGAUCCUCAACGCGGUCGCAAAGUACAAGGCCGAGGACGAGAAGGAGGCCGAGCACAUUUGUGAACGCGUGAUUCCCCAGUUCCAACACGCGAACGGGAGCGUCGUAUUGGCCGCUAUCAAGGUGCGUUGGGCCAGACAGUUUGAAUGUCCAGCUCCAGAGCUGACUUCGUCGGCUUCGUUUGCAUUAGGUCAUCAUGAUCCACAUCCGAUCCGUCUCACGGGAAGAGUUUGUCAAAUCGAUCCUGCGCAAAAUGGCGCCGCCGCUCGUGACGCUCGUAUCCUCCGCACCCGAGGUGCAAUGGGUCGCACUGCGCAACAUCAACCUCAUCCUCCAGCGCCGCCCCGACGCGCUCUCGAAUGAAAUGCGCGUCUUCUUCUGCAAGUACAACGAUCCCCCAUACGUCAAGGUCGAGAAACUGGCGAUCAUGAUCAAACUCGCGACCGAGAAGAACGUCGAUACGUUCUUGUCCGAACUCAAGGAGUACGCCUCCGAGGUCGACGUCGAUUUCGUGCGCAAGAGUGUACGAGCGAUCGGGCAAUGCGCGAUCAAGAUCGAAGGCGCGGCGGAGCGUUGCGUCAAUGUCCUACUUGAGCUCAUCUCGACGAGGGUCAGCUACGUCGUUCAGGAAUCCAUCAUUGUCAUCAAAGUGAGUCACUUUUUUUGAUCCGUUUGCGGGAAAGUAUCGGCCACUGAAUCGCAUUCGGCUUGCUUUUUAGGACAUCUUCCGCAAAUAUCCCCAACGCUACGAAGGCAUCAUCCCUACACUAUGCGCGUCCUUGGACGAGCUGGACGAGCCCGAAGCCAAAGCCUCGCUUAUCUGGAUCCUCGGCGAGUACGCCUCCAACAUCGACAACGCCGCCGAAUUGAUCGGGUCGUUCCUGACGAACUACGGCGAAGAACCGAUUCAAGUGCAAUUGCAAGCUUUGACGGCCGUGGUCAAACUCUUCCUCCAACGUCCUGACGAAGCUCAGGCUUUAGUGCAACGAGUCUUGGCAUUGGCGACCAAGACCGCGGAUAACCCUGAUUUGAGGGAUCGGGCUUACAUUCAAUGGAGGUUGUUGAGUUCGGAUACGGAGGCAGCCAAGAGGGUCAUUUUGGCUAGUCGACCACCGAUCUCUUUGCCGGCGACAAGUGUGCGUGCCGGGUUGUUGGAGGAUCUGAUUGGGGAGCUUGGCAGUCUGUCGUGAGUAACAUAGCGAGCGUCCGUGUUUUUUUGGGGGUUUCAUAUCGAUGCUGAUCGCGUCCUCGUGUUCACGUAGUGCGGUGUACCACAAGCCGGUGCAAGCCUUCAUCGCCGGUGGCAAGCUCGGUGCCGAUCAGAUUUCUCAGCAACGCGUCAACGAGCAAGUCACGCGGGAGGCAGCGCUCGCCACUCUUGUUGCUGGCCAAAAGGCAGAGAACGUGAGUAGUUACAGGUUUCAAAUUGCUCCUUUUUGAGUUGCAAAAGCUGAUCUCUUGAGUUCUGUUAUUGUUUCACAGUUGCUGGACUUUGAUGACGAGGAACCGGUCGGCGAAUCGCAGACCGUGAGCGACAUGUUUGCGGCACCUUCGACAACGAACGCUAGUGCGAACCCACUCGAUGGUAAGUCGCAAGACGAUUAGAGUUGAUUCUACUUCGACUCGUCCUAAUCUCAUUUCUACCAUCACCCUUCAGAUCUCUUGGGCCUGUUCGGAGGGCCCGCAACUGCACCUGCCUUGACUUCUUCAACAAGCACGGGCGCAGCGAUGCCAACCAUGUCAUUCGAAUCGCCCUUCGGCGGUAUGGACGAUUUCACCUCCCCCAAAUCCAACGGAGCAGCCAUUUCACCCCCUUCUUCAAUGAACGGUCUCUCCCUAUCAUCGAAUCAAAUUCAAACUUCAACGCAUCCGCCACCACCACCGGUCGAGAGUGGAGGGUUCGAUGAUCUAUUGUUCUGA